Messenger RNA from Pelecanus crispus (Dalmatian pelican), 627 nucleotides. Lineage: Eukaryota; Metazoa; Chordata; Aves; Pelecaniformes; Pelecanidae. The record is from RefSeq and is a predicted model, not a curated record.
GUUUUCAAGCUGACGCGAAGCAAAGUGGAUGAUGACAAGACCAGGCUGCUGGUCCAUAAAUUGCUGGAUCACCCCUGCUUGGUGGAGCUGAACUUGUCCCACAAUCUCAUCAAGAACAAGGGAGCACAAGCUAUUGGCAAGUUGAUCAACCGCAGCAGGUUAGAAACCCUCAAUCUGUGUAACAACCAGAUCCGUCACCUGGGGGCUCAGGCUCUUGCUCAAGCCCUGGCUGAGAACUCCACUCUGACCUCCCUGAAUCUGCGCCUCAACUGUGUGGAGGACAAAGGCGGGGAGGCGAUCGGCCGUGCCCUGCUGACCAACACCACCCUGAAGUCCAUCCAUCUUGGAAGUAAUGACCUAUCAGAGCCAACUGCUACACUUUUCUCCCAGGUCCUGGCUCAGAACACCACCCUGACGAGUAUCAACUUCUCAUGCAACUGCCUGGGGCUGGAUGGUGGGAAGCAGCUGCUUGACGGGCUGGUGGAUAACAAGGCUUUGACUGAGUUCGACCUCCGCCUGACAGAAGUGGGCCAGGAGACUGAGUACCUCAUUCACCAAAUUGUGUGGGCCAACCGGGAAGCGGUGAGGUUGAGGUCUCUGCAGCACCCCCCCACCAAACCCCUCUGA